CAUCGUUGCAAUCACCAUCACACUUCAAUCAACCUUGUCGACGACUGUUACUACACCACUCAACAGGCUCCCAACCCUGUGGUCGCACAUCGGCAACUCCAAUAACCCAUACCUUGCCUCUGAAAAUACGAGCACAGACUUUUGAAUCAUCCACCGCAAUCAUGGCCACCAACGGCGAUCUACCCUCGGAUGAUGAGUUUUCCCAGCCAGGAACCCCUCCUGGAGAAGAAAAUGAUGUCGACGAGAUUGAAGAGACAAAUCAGCCUCCCAAGUCCGCCCUGAAAAAGGGAACCUCCGCAUCCAUACCCGAACCUCAAGUCACUCGCCCUCCUCUCCCAGAACAACCCGACCCAAACACCCUUGACGUCUCAAAGUUGACCCCCCUCUCCCCUGAAAUCAUCGCAAGACAAGCGACGAUCAAUAUUGGUACUAUAGGCCAUGUCGCUCACGGCAAAUCCACCGUCGUCAAGGCCAUCUCGGGAGUGCAGACGGUCAGAUUCAAGAACGAACUGGAGAGAAACAUUACAAUCAAGCUUGGUUAUGCCAACGCAAAGAUCUACAAGUGCGACAACCCCGAAUGUCCGCGGCCGACAUGCUACAAGAGCUUCAAGUCCGAAAAGGAGGUCGAUCCUCCUUGCGAAAGAGAUGGAUGCAGCGGCACAUACAGACUCCUUCGUCACGUUUCGUUCGUCGAUUGCCCCGGUCACGAUAUUCUCAUGAGUACUAUGCUUUCCGGUGCCGCGGUCAUGGAUGCCGCACUGCUUCUGAUUGCCGGCAACGAAACCUGUCCCCAGCCGCAAACGUCCGAACAUUUGGCAGCCAUUGAGAUUAUGAAGCUCAGUCACAUUAUCAUUCUCCAGAACAAAGUCGAUCUCAUGCGGGAGGAAGGCGCCCAGCAGCAUUACGAGUCCAUCCUCAAAUUCAUCAAGGGAACCGUCGCAGAUGGAUCUCCCAUCAUCCCCAUCUCCGCCCAAUUGAAAUACAACAUCGACGCCAUCAACGAGUACUUGGUCACCAAGAUUCCUGUUCCAGUACGAAACUUCCAGGCCGCACCACACAUGAUUGUCAUCCGAUCUUUCGAUGUCAACAAGCCCGGUGCCGAAAUUGAAGAUUUAAAGGGUGGUGUUGCUGGCGGUUCCAUCCUGACGGGUGUGCUCAAGCUCGGUGACGAAAUCGAAAUCCGACCUGGUAUCAUCACCAAGGACGCCAUAGGCCAGACCGUCUGCCGACCCAUCAUGUCUCGCGUGGUGAGUCUGUUUGCCGAACACAACGAUCUCAAAUUCGCCGUGCCCGGUGGCCUGAUCGGUGUCGGUACCCGUGUCGACCCGACCCUCUGCAGAGCCGAUCGUCUCGUCGGACACGUUCUCGGUCUAAGAGGCAACCUACCUGAGAUCUACAUGGAACUUGAAGUCAACUACUUUUUGCUUCGAAGACUGCUGGGUGUCAAGACGGCCGACGGCAAGCAGGCCAAGGUCGCGAAACUGGCCAAGAACGAAGUCCUCAUGGUGAACAUUGGCAGCACGGCGACGGGUGCGAAGGUUAUGGGCGUCAAGGCCGAUGCCGCGAAGCUGACGCUCACAAACCCUGCUUGUACCGCGAUCGGGGAGAAAAUCGCCCUGAGUCGAAGAAUCGAGAAGCACUGGCGUCUGAUUGGGUGGGCGAACAUUGUGGCCGGAAACACCAUCGAGCCAGAAGUUUCCUAGAAGUGUGGCUAUUCAGAAGCAGGAGGUCGGGGUUGUCAUGUAUGGAGAGCGGCGAGAAUUUUUUACCAGGGCUCUCAGGUCGAUGACGCCCGAAAAAUCCACGCGAAGUCCCAGACGACCAUGGAGCAGGGCAAUGGCGAAGGAAUGCGGGGUCGAGUCAUGGAACGUCGGCCAAAGAAGGCAUAGAUGAUUUUGAAAAUUGAGCAUACACCGGCAGUGCUGCUGCUGCUGCUGCUGCUGCUAUGGCAGAUGAGAUGAACCGAUUAUGAGAUCAAGCGGGAUUUGUUGAUGCGCUCGAGCCCUGCUGAAGUAAAAGACGAGAAACGACAAACGACAAAUCCGAGACGGGAAAGGGACAGGGACACAAAGCUCAACCAACAAGGUGGUGCUGAACGUUUGAAAAGGCUACUUCGUGGUGAUGGCAGUGGUGUUCGUGUCUACAGCCGCACGCGAGUCAAGAGACAUGUGUACGCUACUAGCCGGUAACUCGAGAAUUUGGGCACGGAAUAGAGGCGUGCAGACUAUUCUCUGUGUGGGAUCAUGGAUACGGGGUCUUACAUUGGGGUCCCAGAUCGAGACACUGACUGCUCUUACAAUGGUCGGCGCUUUAAGAAUGAGAUAGAUGAAUUGAAAAACAUGGCCAAAAGGAAAAAGAAAAGAAACACACAUCAUUCACGAUCGUUCCAAGACUUUCGAUUCGAUAUCCCCGUAUUCUCUUGUGUGUCUCUCACCAUCAUCGUCAUCGUCA
Exophiala oligosperma is the source of this 2451-nucleotide messenger RNA. Its product is annotated as eukaryotic translation initiation factor 2 subunit gamma. Gene Ontology annotation, biological process: positive regulation of translational fidelity; formation of translation preinitiation complex. Gene Ontology annotation, molecular function: translation initiation factor activity; tRNA binding; GTP binding. The record is from RefSeq and is a predicted model, not a curated record. Gene Ontology annotation, cellular component: eukaryotic translation initiation factor 2 complex; cytosol. NCBI's taxonomy places the organism in Eukaryota, Fungi, Ascomycota, Eurotiomycetes, Chaetothyriales, Herpotrichiellaceae. Bases 162 to 1703 code for a protein of 513 amino acids. The transcript has a single exon.